UGUCAUAAUGGUGGUAGAAUUAUUAUCAUUAAGAAUGAUUCGCUUUUUGCUUUACUGUAUCAAAAAAAUAAAACACAUAACCGUUAUAUACUCACUAAGAACACGGAAAAGAAAUUUGUUUUUAAUAUUUUUUAUGGUUAUUAGUGCUGGCACUAUUUAUCUUGUCAAGAUGAGAGGUGUUACAGAUCGACCUAAGCCAGAACUUGUGUCCUGUUAUAACCUUUAUGAAGGUGAUUCACUUCCAUGGGCUGAAGGUAGCAACUUCUCGCCAAGGUUCGACUCGAUAUUCUUUCACGAAACAUCAUGUCGUGGAGUCUUAAACUCUCGUCAGGCGUGCUCCAUCGAGUCUACGGCAAGGGCACAUCCAACUAGACCAAUCUAUGUUUUGUUCAGUGGACCCGUCGCUGAGAUAGUGUAUCAGAGAAGCUGCAUAGCUAAAUUACGACGCUUUCCAAACGUACAUUUUGCUAGAGUGCACAUAGAGGAAUAUGCAAGGAACACCCCUUUGGACGCCUUAGUAGCAAGUAAGAAGUUAGAAGAGAGUUAUUGGCCCGUAGAACACGCUUCAGAUAUCCUCAGAUUUUUGACUCUGUACAAAUGGGGGGGACUGUAUCUGGACACAGACAUGAUAGUCAUGAAGUCUCUGACACCGCUCGGUCACAAUUGGGUGGCGAGGGAAAAGCUUGACUGUGCGAGCGUAGGAGUUAUUGCAAGUUCCAUGGACCACGUCGGUAGGCAACUUGCGCAGGCUCUUGCAGAUGAACUGCAAACGACGUUUAAACCCGAUGUUUUCAACAAUAAUGGCCCGGCCGUGAUGUUGAGAGUGCUAAAACGUUUGUGCAAUAAAUCCGAUCCGAAAGAAUGGACUGCAGAAACAUGCCAAGGUAUCACAGUGUACGGUCCAGAAUACUUUUACCCAGUCCAUUAUACAAACAAUAGCGUAUAUUUCGAACCUGGAGAGUUGAAGAACGUUUCAAAUGCCUACGCUCAUCAUUUAUGGAACAAAAUGACUUACAAUCUUACAGUAAAAAAGGAUUGCCCUUACGAUAAGUUGGCUAAGAAAUUUUGCCCUCUAAUUUAUGAGAUGUAUGGAGAUGAAUUUGGGACAUAAAAAUGUCAAAUAAUAUUUUAACAAAAACCUGAUGAUGUUUUUACUGAUGCCUAAAGGCACGUGAAUAUGGCGGGUGUAUUUGUAAUAGUUUCGUUCCGUAAUAAGUACAAUUUUUUAAGAGCUAGUUAGGUACUAAAUAAUAUGCUUUAGUUACUUUUUUUUCGUUAUCAUGCACCUGCCGUAUUGACCAUUUAAGUUAGUAUAUUUAUAUGGGGUUAAAGAUAAAAAUAGAACACAAACAAAUAAUUAACAAUGUAUAAUUUUAUUAUUUAAUCACUCAAUGACUUAAUUAGGUAAUUAAUUUUACAGGAUAAUUGAAUAAUAAGUUUCUAUCUUAAUAAUAGUUUAUAGGAGGCAUUGUAGCCGCGGUGUCACGGCGAACAGCAGUUUUAGAGAAAAAAAAAUGUGAUCUGUAGGUGGCGCUAGUGAGUAGUAAGAUGUUAGUUCUUUAUAAGUCGUAAAUAUAUUUACGUGGACUCGUUUGUCGUGGCAGAAGCCUAUCAUACAUUUACUAUGGUUAGAGUCACAUUUGUAUGUGAUGGCGCAAAGCGUGUCUCGUGGGUCACCAAAUGCUUACAGGCGAUUGGUGGUAUUCAAGUAUUUAUUGCAUCCAUAAUGUACAUGGGUGUUGGAAAAUACAGCAUUUAAUCACAAUUAUGGACCCUGUCGGGCACAGUAAAUUAUAUGGCCUUUGCGCCACGCCACUCCACGACAUACAAGUGUGUGUCUUAUCAAAAAUAGUCGAACUAAUGGUUCAUUUUAACAUUACAACCUAUCUCUAGAUUUGCGUAUUAGAGAUAGAAUUAUGGACAUAAUUAAGCUCUAUCUUUAUUCAUCUCUAAUAAUAUAUCAAAUUCUUCCUCUAAUAAGCAAAUCAUCUACAGAUUAGUUACUAAACAGACAAGAUAUUGAUACUAGGUAGACAUGUUUAACUUUAUAUAAAUAUUCUGUAGAGUAAAGACUGCGAGCCAGUGGAUGCUCAAAAUAAUAUUAUUUUUAAGUCUAACGACCAUGACACCGCGGCAACAAGCCUCAAUGUAUUCAGAACUAAUACAUUACAUAACUUAAAUGCAAAAACUAAUAAAUAUAUUACUAAUAAUAAUUGUAUAUCGUCAGUUUUUUA
This is a messenger RNA of Spodoptera frugiperda (fall armyworm), 2234 nucleotides long. Its product is annotated as lactosylceramide 4-alpha-galactosyltransferase. Gene Ontology annotation, molecular function: hexosyltransferase activity. The transcript is spliced from 3 exons. Gene Ontology annotation, biological process: glycosphingolipid biosynthetic process. Bases 8 to 1111 code for a protein of 367 amino acids. NCBI's taxonomy places the organism in Eukaryota, Metazoa, Arthropoda, Insecta, Lepidoptera, Noctuidae. The record is from RefSeq and is a predicted model, not a curated record.